Strongylus vulgaris is the source of this 450-nucleotide messenger RNA. The record is from the annotation of a GenBank genome assembly. NCBI's taxonomy places the organism in Eukaryota, Metazoa, Nematoda, Chromadorea, Rhabditida, Strongylidae.
UUGCUAAUUGACUGGUUCGCUCCACCAGAGGCUGGUUGCUGCGUGGCAGUAUGGCUUCGUCAAAUCGGGUUCAGCACCUUUUACGGAUCGAUUGUGCUCAAAAUUUACAGGAAUUUGCAAGAGUAUCGCGUACGGAAAGCACAGCACGUUUCCGUGAGAGAGAAAGAUAUGGUGAAGUAUCUGAUCGGAAUGCUUGCUCUCACGAUCACGGGUUUGAUGGCUUGGACAGUUGGUUCGUGGGGUGACCAAGCACUGUGGAAGACAGCUUGGCCACAGUGCAGAAUGCAGGGUUGGCACGUGAUUUGGCACUGUUACGAGCUGCUGUUUCUGCUCUAUGGAAUGAGACUUUGCUAUAAAGCACGUAACAGCGACUGGCUAGAACGAUGGCAAUUCACUGUUGCUGUUUGUUUGGAGGCUGUCAUUACACUCAUGGCAAAUCUCAUCAGGUAG